Phytophthora infestans T30-4 is the source of this 771-nucleotide messenger RNA. RefSeq lists its product as uncharacterized. The record is from RefSeq and is a predicted model, not a curated record. The transcript has 2 exons. Gene Ontology annotation, molecular function: protein binding. The coding region runs from base 1 to 771 and encodes 256 amino acids. NCBI's taxonomy places the organism in Eukaryota, Oomycota, Peronosporomycetes, Peronosporales, Peronosporaceae.
AUGCUGAGCAGCUCCGUGUCUCGAAGUGUAGUGCGGCGAGUGCUGUUACGCGGCCUGUCGAGCUCUGUAGCCCCACAUGCGUUGCCAUCAGCUUCAGUAGACGUCAAACUUGUACUGGAGAGCAGCAUAGCCCGCAGAGAGUCGUCGCGCGCUCUUGCAGCCUUCGACAAGCUGGAACAAGAUGCUUCGCUCCAGGACCCUCAGCUGCUGCAGCGUCUGGCGCUGCUUGUAGCUAAGCGUGGGCAGCCGCACGAGGCUCCGAGAGCCGCGCAGAUCCUUCGGCAUUUGCUUUGCCAGCCAAACUUUGAGGCGGACGACGCAACGCAACUAGCAGCCAUCUACACAAUGGACUCGUGUCUGCGGGUGAGGCGACUGGAGGACGCGCUGUCGUUGUUCCAAGCAGCAAAAGAGAAGGACAUCCUGGUGGACCUCCCGGCAGUGAACGCAAUGCUCGAGGCGCUGGUGGACGCACACCGAGUGGACGAAGCUGCGACGAUCCUCAAGAGCAUAGCAGCGCAGCACGACGUGAACCCCACCGAGCAGACGUUCCAGCCUGUGCUGGUGGCUGUGAUGCAGCAGAAACGAUACGAAGAUGUAGUGGCUGUUAUUGAGCAUGGGAGAACGCAUGGCGUGGACUUUUCUCCUGAGACGUACGACCCGCUGGUGGAUCUAUCGCUGGAGCAAUACACGAAAGCGGACGUGGAACGAUUAGGCAUUUUCAUGGAGUAUAUUAACAGCGCUUUGGAUGCAGACGGGGUGAGUAGUGAUUGA